Molecule: messenger RNA, 999 nt
Organism: Symbiodinium sp. CCMP2592
Lineage: Eukaryota; Dinophyceae; Suessiales; Symbiodiniaceae
Source: the annotation of a GenBank genome assembly
AUGCAGGAGCCGGCGGCACGGGCGUCUGACGAGCCCGUCGAGGCUGCGAAGGAGGAGCCCGAAGAGGCUGAGGACGAGCCGACAGAGGAGCCGGCCGAAGCUGUUGCUGCGGAGGAGCGCAUGGGCGCUGUGAGGGAGACGGUGGAGGAGCGCCUGCGAAGACGCUUUCAAAUGGAGAUGGAGCAACGGAGCGAGCAGUUUGAGAGGCAGCUGCAGGAGCACUUUGAGCUGCUGAACACAUUGCGCGCCCAGGAGGAGGCGGACAUGGAGCAUCGGCGAGAGCUCUUCGAGGAGGAGAUGGCGGAAAGAGAGCGCGAGUGGCUGGAAUGCCGACGCCGCUGGGAGGAGGAGGAACGAGAGUGGCAACGCCGCUGGGAGGAGGAGGAACGCGAGUGGCAGCGCCGAAACCGGCGGGCAGAGGAGGAGCGCCGUGACCGGCGGGAGGCAUGGGGAUCCGGCGACGACCGGCCCCGGCGCGACGCGCGCGAUGAGGAUCGCGAUGGUCCAAGGCGCGACAGACGCGAGGAGUGGCGGACUGAUUUCCGGCGCGACUACCGCGAGGAUCGCCGGCGCGAGGAUCGCGGCUACAGCAGUGCAACCAAAGCUUUUCUUUGUAUUUUUGCAUCCUCGGACUGGCGCCGUGAAGGCGGUCGUACGGGAGGCGCCCGUGGCGGCGGAGCUUCGUGGACGGACUCCAAUCGAGGAGGAGCCCUGCAGGAUCAGGUGAGCAUGCUGAUCCAUGUUCACGAAGAGAGCGGCUGGGGACCCUCGCUGUGGAACGCGGCGCACAGGAUGCAGCGGUCUUUGGAGGAGCGCGAAGACGCUGUGUGGCUGGAGCCAUGGGGUGACGAGCUUGAAGAGCUGCUGGAUGCACUCAAUCGCCAGGGGGAUGAGACAGCCUUCCUACGGCUGAAGGAGAGGUUUAUGUGCGCAGACAGCUUGCGACAGAAGGUGCAGGUUCUUGCACAGCAGUCUUGGCGCCGGAGCGGACGUCGUUAG